CAAUGAGAUAGUGCAGAUAUACACAGAUCUAGAGACUCCAGGAGACGAUGCGACACUCAGCCUGAAAAGAUUUGGAAGAACCAAAAUGAAAACUGAUUAUUGAAUGAAAUUAAAACCUAAGGUAAUUUAAGAUUAGAGAACCAUGUUAACGCUACCGUUUGAUGAGUCUGUUGUAAUGCCAGAAUCCCAGAUGUGCAGAAAGUUUUCCAGAGAAUGCGAGGACCAGAAGCAAAUUAAGAAACCAGAAACCUUUUCCAAACAGAUUGUCCUUCGAGGAAAGAGCAUAAAAAGGGCCCCUGGAGAAGAAACCGAGAAGGAAGAAGAGGAGGAAGACAGGGAAGAGGAAGAUGAAAAUGGGUUGCCCAGAAGGAGGGGGCUUAGGAAAAAAAAGACGACCAAGCUCCGACUGGAGAGGGUCAAGUUCAGGAGACAGGAAGCCAACGCGCGGGAGAGGAACAGGAUGCACGGUCUCAACGACGCUUUGGACAUAAGGAAAGUGGUCCCCUGCUAUUCCAAAACCCAAAAACUAUCCAAAAUAGAAACUUUACGGCUGGCCAAAAACUACAUCUGGGCACUUUCUGAAAUUCUGAGAAUCGGCAAGAGACCUGACCUGCUCACGUUCGCAAACUUAUGCAAAGGUCUUUCCCCAGCCAACUACAAACUUGUGGCAGGCUGCUUGCAGCUCAAUGCCAGGAGCUUCCUGAUGGGUCAGGGUGGGGAGGCCGCGCACCACACGAGAUCACCCUACUCUACUUUACCACCUUACCACAGCCCUGAGCUCACCACUCCCCCGGGGCACGGAACUCUUGAUAAUUCCAAGUCCAUGAAACCCUACAAUUAUUGCAGUGCGUAUGAAUCCUUCUAUGAAAGCACUUCCCCUGAGUGUGCCAGCCCUCAGUUUGAAGGUCCCUUAAGUCCUCCCCCAAUUAACUAUAAUGGGAUAUUUUCCCUGAAGCAAGAAGAAACCUUGGACUACGGCAAAAAUUACAAUUACGGCAUGCAUUACUGUGCAGUGCCACCCAGGGGUCCCCUUGGGCAAGGUGCCAUGCUCAGGUUGCCCACUGACAGCCACUUCCCUUACGACUUACAUCUGCGCAGCCAAUCUCUCACCAUGCAAGAUGAAUUAAAUGCAGUUUUUCAUAAUUAAUGAGGAAAAUGAAAAUAAACAGUGGUCAUUCACCUCCCCCAUCUAAUUAAGACAAAGCAGAUGCUUGUGGGCUGAGUAAUUGGCACAACUCUAUCUAAGGUGUUUACUAGUUUCUGAAGUGUGUUUCAACUAUUGUGAGAAUUUUCUAUGUAAUAAUAAAUCUCUUUUCACAUGAGAUUUCCUUCUUUUCCUUUCCUUUUGUCUGUAAAACACUGUGAUUCUGUUGCUACUCGAAGGUUUUUUUUCUUUCUUGUUUUAUUUUGUUUUAAAUUCACUUAAUUUGUUUG
Choloepus didactylus (southern two-toed sloth) is the source of this 1434-nucleotide messenger RNA. RefSeq names its product neuronal differentiation 6 (gene NEUROD6). The record is from RefSeq and is a predicted model, not a curated record. Lineage: Eukaryota; Metazoa; Chordata; Mammalia; Pilosa; Megalonychidae. Gene Ontology annotation, biological process: regulation of DNA-templated transcription; nervous system development. Gene Ontology annotation, molecular function: protein dimerization activity.